AUGCUACGCCGAUUGUUGCUGCUUGGUCCGCCUGCAACGACUCUAAUCGGCUUGCCUUGUCAAUCAUUCAAGCGAUAUAAACGUUCGGCUGUUAAAUCUGGGCGCGUAAGCGCCACUAGUAGUUCUGACCGCAGUGCAGCACUUACAAUGGCCAUUCGACAGAUUGAAAGUAGCUUUGGCAAAGGUGCCGUUAUGCAGCUUGGCUCAACUAAGACUGCAGAGCACGUUGACGUUAUCUCGUCCGGUUCCUUAUCUUUAGACUUGGCAUUAGGUAUUGGUGGUAUACCGAGAGGGCGUGUUGUGGAGAUCUACGGUCCCGAGAGUUCGGGCAAGACGACGCUGGCGCUCAGCUGCAUUGCUGAAGCUCAGAAGACGGAUGGUGGUGUGUGUGCCUUUAUUGAUGCAGAACACGCGAUCGAUGCCCAUUACGCCAAGGCAUUAGGAGUUGAUAUCGAUGCAUUGUACGUUUCACAGCCGGAUUCUGGAGAGGAAGCGUUGGAGAUCGCAGACACUCUCAUUCGAUCAGGAGCUGUGGAUCUUGUUGUGCUGGACAGUGUAGCCGCUUUAGUUCCGCGUGCCGAGCUUGAAGGUGAAAUGGGAGAUCAGCAGAUUGCUUUGCAGGCACGGCUAAUGAGUCAGGCCCUAAGGAAGUUGACAGGGUCCUUGUCCAAGUCGAACUGCACAAUCAUCUUUUUAAACCAGAUCCGUCAAAAAGUAGGUAUUAUCUUUGGGUCGCCUGAGGUCACGUCUGGUGGUACUGCAUUGCGUUACUAUGCAUCCGUGCGACUGGAUAUUCGACGUAAGACGGCCAUAAAGGAAGGUGAUGAGGUUGUUGGCAAUGAGACAGUGGUCAAAGUUGCCAAGAACAAGUUGGCUUCCCCUUUCAAAGUGGCAAAUUUCGACAUGAUGUUCGGGCGUGGAAUCGACCGACAAUCAGAGCUACUUGAUUUAGGUGUGCAGUAUGGUAUAUUAAAUCGCGCCGGGGCGUGGUAUAGUCUGGCCGAAAGCGAAAACCCAUUGCGCAGGGCAGCAAAGCUGCGUCAGAUGCUCUUUCAGAAGAAAGAAAAAGUCGACGAAUCAAGAGCAGGAGAGGCAAGCGAAGCUUCUGAAGCAAGCGAGCUUUCUGAAGUAGAUGUUGGGUCACCUGAAGACAUUGGUCACGUUGACAAUGAUUGUAGCUCUGAAGGAGAAAUUUCUGGGAUAACGACGUAG
Plasmopara halstedii is the source of this 1212-nucleotide messenger RNA. RefSeq names its product protein. Gene Ontology annotation, biological process: DNA repair. The transcript has 7 exons. The record is from RefSeq and is a predicted model, not a curated record. The coding region runs from base 1 to 1212 and encodes 403 amino acids. NCBI's taxonomy places the organism in Eukaryota, Oomycota, Peronosporomycetes, Peronosporales, Peronosporaceae. Gene Ontology annotation, molecular function: ATP-dependent DNA damage sensor activity; ATP binding; single-stranded DNA binding.